AUGCGAUACCUUUUUGUGCUUUCCCUGGCCAUCCUGGCCGCUCUCGUUCCCCUGGCCACAGCGGCAUCCUCCACAUCGAGCACCAGCAGCUCCGGAAGCACCAGCAGCACGGAAGCCUCCACUACGGAGUCGGCAACCGAGACCACGACCGUGGCAGCCUCGACCACAUCUGCAUCGGCCUCGACCACAUCUGCAUCGGCCUCUGCAUCUACCAGACGGCCCCACCGUCACCAUGAUUGUGGCUGUGGAGGAGGCGGAAGAGGUCGCGACGAGGGCGGUCGCGGAAGAGGCAGGAGAGGACGUGAUGACGGCGAAAGGAGAGGUGGACGCAGGGGAGGCGGCGGACGAGGAGAGGACCGGCAGCGUGGUGGGCGCGGUGGCGGACGCUCCAAUGGAGGCAAUGCCCGCUCUCGUGGUAGCGGUGGUCGCUCCAGUGGACGCUCCAGCAGUCGUGGAUCUAACGCAAGGCGUAGCCAGAGAUCCAAUCGCGGUUAA
Drosophila pseudoobscura is the source of this 495-nucleotide messenger RNA. RefSeq names its product bromodomain and WD repeat-containing protein 3-like. Lineage: Eukaryota; Metazoa; Arthropoda; Insecta; Diptera; Drosophilidae. The record is from RefSeq and is a predicted model, not a curated record. Bases 1 to 495 code for a protein of 164 amino acids. The transcript has a single exon.